Molecule: messenger RNA, 1340 nt
Organism: Lactuca sativa (garden lettuce)
Lineage: Eukaryota; Viridiplantae; Streptophyta; Magnoliopsida; Asterales; Asteraceae
Product: basic helix-loop-helix (bHLH) DNA-binding superfamily protein
Biological process (GO): regulation of DNA-templated transcription
Cellular component (GO): nucleus
Molecular function (GO): DNA-binding transcription factor activity; protein dimerization activity
Source: RefSeq, a predicted model, not a curated record
CUUCAUCGUCUCCUUCACUCGCUCCCAGCAUUCACUGACCUUACACAUCUCUCUCUCUCUCUCUCUCUCUCUCUCUCUCUCUCUCUCUCUCCAUACAUGUAUGCAUCUAUAUCUAUAUAUUAUAUAUAUAAACUCUGGGUCAGAUUAUUAAAUAGCCGAAUUGGCUACGAAGAUACAGCAAUAGGAAUUCAACCCAGAUCAGCUUAGUCAAACCCCAUGUCCAGUUUCCAUAUUUAGUCUUCAACCGAACGCUUAGGGCUCGUAUUUAUUGAUUGGUUCCCUCAAAAUCAAAAAAAUAUAUACAUUUUGUAUACACAUAACAUUGAAUCACAUAGGAAGGUUUAUCUUGAUCUUAAUGGAUCCACCUAUAAUCAAUGAGACUUCCUUCUCAGCAGCGAAUCCUUCUUCUUACAGUUUAACUGAGAUUUGGCCGUUUUCCUCCAUCAAUGGCGGUGGCAAUGAGGGAUUGGGACUGAAGAUGGGCAGCAGCUUUAUCAAUGGAUUUGUGGAACCAGGUAACAACCGCGACGAGGAAUCUUCGGUGACGGAGCAGAGUGGUGGCGGAAGGAAGCGGAGGGAUGCUAAUUCUGAAGACGAAUCUUCAAAGCUUGUCUCUACUAGUAGCGGCAAUGAUUUGAGCAACUUGAAUGGAAAAAGAACGAAGAUGUCUGAAUCUAAAGAUGAAUUCAGUGGUUUGAAAGUUGAUGGAGAAAACAGUAAACCUUCAGAGCCACCUAAAGACUACAUCCAUGUCAGAGCAAGAAGGGGUCAAGCCACAGAUAGCCAUAGUCUUGCAGAAAGAGCUAGGAGAGAAAAGAUUAGUGAAAGGAUGAAAAUUCUUCAAGAUUUGGUCCCUGGGUGUAAUAAGGUUAUAGGAAAAGCACUUGUACUUGAUGAAAUAAUCAACUACAUUCAAUCACUCCAACAUCAAGUCGAGUUCUUGUCUAUGAAGCUUGAAGCUGUAAAUACAAGAAUGCACUCUCCCAUUGAAGGGUUUCCUACAAAAGAUAUUGGGCAUCCACAACCCUUUGAUGCAGCAGCACUUCUGUUUGGGUCACAAGCAGCACGUGAAUAUGGUCAAGAAUCACAACCUGAGUGGCUUCAUAUGCAAUUAGGAAGUAGCUUUGAGAGAGCAACAUAAAGUCAACAUGAAGCACAAUUGUUAGUCAAUCAGAAAGUUUGCAAUUCUGAGGUAUGUAAUAUGUAUGAUUAUUAUUGUUAUAUGAACUCAUAUCAGAUUACUCGUGAUAUUUAGGCUAUAUAAAAUGUAUGAUCUGUAAAAAAUUGCAAUUCUGAAUGACUCCUUUGAUGGAUCAAAACUACUCGUGUUGGGGCGAAAA